GGCUCCACCCACAGCGCAGCGGGGACAAGGGAACCUCCAGGAGAAGAAGCCAAACAAUGGGACACUGAGUUGCACCUGGAUUUUAGAUUUGAUGUUUAUAUUGGACGGGCCUGGAUUCAGCAAGAUUACGGCAUGUGAUCGAUGACGUUGGAAGCCACGAAACACCAAGGGAUCGGGUGAAGUUUGCUGGCGUUUACUUAGGAUAGUCGCUCAGCUAGUCCGCUGGAUCUGUCGGUGCGCUGGUCAAAGUGGAAACGAGCUAACAAGCGAUUCGUCUGCUCACGUUUUUACCAAAUGCUCUACGAUCGGUGAUUCAUAUCGGCAAGAUAUUUGUCUAGAUGAGUUAUUUCUGGUUAGCUUGUGUAAACUGAAAAUUUGACAGUCUGGUAGUACUAUAGCUACCUCUGCUAGUUUGAAGAAAUAACGGCUGUUUUCAUAAUAAUUGUCUUGAUCCAAGAAAGGGACGCUGCUGUUAGCUACUCGAUCUGUCGACGCAGGCUUCGUGGAGUGGGUGAUCCGUAAGCAAAAUCGUGUGUCUGAAUAAUUUAAAGCUGUAAAAUGAGCUCAGAGGAAGCGUCAGCGCCAACCAAAACCGACACCGACAACGAUGGCAUGUCAUGGUGGUACCGGUGGAUCUGCAAAUUAGGCGCAGUCCUGGGUGGCUUGUCUUCUGCUAUGAUGGGGAUCUGGAAUUGUGUGACUGUUCACCCCUUAAAUAUCGUUGCAGGGGUCUGGAUGGUGAUGGCGGCGUGCGUGUUAUUCCUCAUUGAGGUCCCUUUCUGCUGCCAAUUUGUCGAGUUUGCGAAUGUGCUGGCGAGUCGAGCAGAUAAACUACGUCCCCUGCACAAAGCCAUGCUUUAUUGCGGGAUGGCCCUGUUCCCUAUCUUUAUAAGCAUGACCCUCACCACUCUGUUUGGGAACGCCAUCACCUUUGCCACUGGGGUGCUCUAUGGACUCUCCUCCCUCGGAAAGAAGGGCGAUGCAGUCACGUAUGCCCGACUGCAGCACCAGAAACAGACGGACGAAGACAAAGCCGCCGCCGCUCCGACAGACGACCCCGUCCCGUGACCCUGUCGCGGCUCUCCAUCAUUCUGCUACCUCCCACUCGCCUCUCUGCCUCCCCGUCUUUCCCUGAACCUCCACCACUUCUGUCUGGAGCUCAUAUUACAUGAUUUUGCGACUUGUAUUUAUUCGAUUUGUUAUUUAUUUUUUUUACUUCACACAUCAGGGUUGCGGUCUGUGUUUUUGAGUAUUUCUUGAGCUGCACAAUUUGUUUGUUUGUGUGAGUGUUUGGUUUGGUUUUUUUUUUUUUUUUUUGCAUACUAGAAGGUUCCUCUGGUUUGAUCUGCUGCUUCUCAGUCUUGUGUAGUGCAAUUGAACUUUUUCCCCCUUAGUUAUCUGCAGUAUGCGAAUCAGGCACUAAAAGGACAAGUGGCUUCACGCGCGCACAGCUCUGCACGAGAGUGCCACGCGUUACCGGAGUAACCACCAUCUUCCAUCCCAUCUUUUGUAUCCAUGGUUACAGCAAGAUUGCUCAGUGCAAGUAACUGGGAAUAUUGUGUCUUUGACUGUGCACACGUGGCUGUCACUAAACAGCCGUUAUUCUUCUCAACUCUUACGCUUUCUUUUGCUGUGACGCAUUGAUCUGAUUAUGCAUUGAUCAGAGAAGAAUGUAAGAUUGCUGCUGUUCUGACUCUAAAGUGCACUGUUGCUCUUUCAGAUGUCUGACGGUGCAUAUCAGUGUACCUAAGACUGAACAUCUAACGCAACGGUUCUCACUGAUUCUUGAACUGUAGUUUCCGACUGUUUGGGAUGUGUGUGGUUUUGUUGUCGUUGUCGAGAUCUGUGCUGUUCUCGGACGCUGUCCCUACUGUUCUAGUAGAUCGGCUUGCUUCUAGAACAAUCGCGUAUUCUAGAACACUAACCUUUUGGAACGCCUGGGUUCUGUGUGUUCUGGAGCCCAAGCCCAAGUGUAGCUGGAUGCUAGUCCGCAUGCGCUGAAGUGUGUUGGCUGGCCCGUGAGGGAUGGCAGGUAGUAAACAGACUCUUGCUGACUUCAUCCUCGGUUCAGAUGUGUUUGUUGGCAUGUUUGGAACUUUGGCCUUUUCCUUAAGCCAUCUUAAAUUCGUUAAGGGCUCUUUUUCUGAACCAAGAAUGACUCUUACCUCUGUCCUAUGAUGGUGUGAUAUUUGCGUUUUGGUCUUUAGCUAUAGUGAGAAACAAUCAUAACAGCCUUUAGAAAACACUAAAACCUAAAAAUAAAAUAACACAAGCAAACAUGUAAACCGGACUGUACGAUACCAACAUCACAUAGGCGCGAUUUUCCACACAAGAAGCGCAGACUUCCCGCAAGACUAAGCUUUACGGUAGCCUACCCCUGUGGGAAGGCUUUAUUUAAAAAAGUUAACAACAACUAAUGACGAAUGUGUUUUUCCUGCAUGGUCGAAUGAUUCUGUUCUGACGAGGUUUGGUUUUUUUUCCUUCAAAUAUUGAUAAGUAGUGAAAAAUUAAGAUCUGUGUCGAGGUGUGUGUGCUGUUAAGUAAAACUAUAGUCUAUACUAACUAUUUUCUGCUAUUUAUAAAUUAGGCCCCAUUACACUAACUGCUUCCUGCGACCGUUACCGCUCCGGUGUUGCGUGUAGGUUACAAUGAAAGCGUUUACGUGCGGUUUCUAAUCCGAUAAACGCGUUUACAUGCACUUGUGUAUUCAGAUAAUGGGAGAACUCCGGCGUUUACAACAGUCGGGCAAUAAUCGGAUUUUUACUUGGCAACCAGCCAAUAAACUCACAAGUCGAGCCUUCUCCGCCCCGAGGCGUUUGCUGUCGGUGGAGCCGACGGUUGCCAGUAACCUUACCAGGCUUUCAGGCCGGCGCUGCGUCCUAAUUAAUUGGCGCAAAUGCUUAAUGGGUCUUGGUCACUGCUAAGCUAAUGCUCUCAUACCGGAUACGUAUACAUUAAGCCAAGCAUGAGGCUCAUUCCUGCAUUCCUAUUGCAGCAUAAUCAACAUCGUGUUUGUUGACUACUGAUCAAAAUCAGGUUUUUUUGGUGCGCGUUUACAGAAUUCAGUAAGUGUAUACAGCGCUUUUCUUGGUUUUCUGUACAGAGUUAACAUUUAAAAGCGUUAUUUUUUUAAGUAAAAAGGUUUGCUUGUGUGCUCCUGCUAGCUUCUAUUCACCAGAGUAAUGAAGCUAGCUUUUUUCCCCGGGGGUUAUAGUACAAAAGCGAUACCGGCCUGACUAAAAAAAAACCUUUGCUGUGUGUGUUCUGGUAGUCAGGGGUGUCGAGGUUGGUAGAACAUGGAGUAUGGGUUGUGUGAUGCGAAUCUUAUCUGUAUGUUUCAUUCUCUUCCUUCAGGCACUACGAAAUAAAUCCCUCUGCCUUGUA
Molecule: messenger RNA, 3384 nt
Organism: Electrophorus electricus (electric eel)
Lineage: Eukaryota; Metazoa; Chordata; Actinopteri; Gymnotiformes; Gymnotidae
Gene: cacfd1
Product: calcium channel flower domain containing 1
Biological process (GO): vesicle-mediated transport
Cellular component (GO): membrane
Source: RefSeq, a predicted model, not a curated record